CUCAAGAUUUAUCGCUUUUGUGAUCCCCAUUUUAAGGGCCCGUCCAAAUGAAUAAAAUAAAAGUUCAAAAAACGAUUGAUAGUUUUUUUCCUGUUAAAAGGAAAAAGAGCAUAAUUACGAGUAAUGAGGGUGGGACGAAUAAUUCGUCCGAUUCCGUUACGAGCACUUGUGUUGAGGAGUUGGAGGGGGCGGGCAAUGGUGGCAAGAAAAGAAAGAUAGACGACGCUGUGGGGGGUGGAGCGGCCCCCGAUGAGGUCUCUUCAGUUAAGGGGGGGCUAAACACGGCAAGCGUGGAAACCGGUAAUGGGGAGACCAACGUGGGGGAGGUGCCAACCGGUAAUAGGGAGACAUACACAGCGGACGUAGCUACCUUGAAGGAGACAAGCACUGCGGAACCAGCCACGCACCCGUACGCCGAGGAAAUAAAAAACCUUAUGCACGCGGAAUGGUACGAGCACUUAAAAGACGAGUUACGGAAAAGCUAUUUUCAAAAAAUGUAUCUGAAGAUAAAGGAGGAAAGAAAAACGAAAGUGAUAUACCCCCCAGCUCGGCUAGUCUUUAAUGCCUUCUUAAAAACGCCCCUAUCAAAUAUAAAAGUAGUGAUUGUAGGCCAGGAUCCCUACCAUCAGAAGGGCCAAGCCAUGGGCUUGUGUUUCUCUGUACCUAUUGGUAUAAAAAUCCCACCAAGUUUGAAAAACAUUUUAAAAGAAAUAAAACAGACGAGUAGCCAUGGAGACUUAAUAAGUUGGGCAGAGCAAGGGGUGUUCCUACUAAACACAUCUCUAACUGUCGAGGAGAACAAACCCGCUUCACACAAAAAUUACGGAUGGGAGACCUUCACCGAUAGAGUUAUAAACAUUAUAAAUGAGAAAAAGGAGAAGAUCAUUUUCAUGCUAUGGGGCAACUUUGCCAUAAAGAAAUGCUCCAAAAUCGACACGAAGAAGCAUUUCAUUUUAAAGGCGGGGCACCCAUCUCCCCUCAGCGUGAGGCACUUUGCCAACUGCGACCAUUUUAACAAGUGCAACGAGAUUCUCACGCGGCACGGCAUGGCGCCGAUCAGGUGGGAGUUGCCGCAGUGA
Plasmodium vivax (malaria parasite P. vivax) is the source of this 1079-nucleotide messenger RNA. Its product is annotated as uracil-DNA glycosylase, putative. Bases 48 to 1079 code for a protein of 343 amino acids. Gene Ontology annotation, molecular function: uracil DNA N-glycosylase activity. The record is from RefSeq and is a predicted model, not a curated record. NCBI's taxonomy places the organism in Eukaryota, Apicomplexa, Aconoidasida, Haemosporida, Plasmodiidae. Gene Ontology annotation, biological process: base-excision repair; base-excision repair, AP site formation via deaminated base removal. Gene Ontology annotation, cellular component: mitochondrion; nucleus. The transcript has a single exon.